Molecule: messenger RNA, 1533 nt
Organism: Fulvia fulva
Lineage: Eukaryota; Fungi; Ascomycota; Dothideomycetes; Mycosphaerellales; Mycosphaerellaceae
Product: Tryptophan--tRNA ligase, cytoplasmic
Exons: 1
Coding region: 1-1533 (510 amino acids)
Biological process (GO): tryptophanyl-tRNA aminoacylation
Cellular component (GO): cytoplasm
Molecular function (GO): ATP binding; tryptophan-tRNA ligase activity
Source: RefSeq, a predicted model, not a curated record
AUGGCGGAAGAAGGCGUGGGAGCACCACCCGAAGUCAAGAAUGCCAUUGAUGUUCGCACAACACUGCCACAGUCGGAACAGCAGAUCGAUCCCUACAAUGUUUCUGGCGGCGUCGACGAACAGGGCAACGCGAAAGCCAUCGACUACGAUCGCCUCAUCCAACAGUUCGGCGUGCAAAAGCUCACCGAAGAACACCUCGAGCGAUUCGAGCAAGUCACAGGCAAGAAGCCACACCGAUUGAUGCGCAGGAAGCUGUUCUUCUCCCACCGAGACUUCGACAAGCUCCUCGACGUCUACGAGAAACAUGGCACAUUCAUGCUCUACACCGGGCGAGGUCCCUCCAGCGGCAGCAUGCACUUGGGUCACACCGUGCCCUUCCUCUUCACCAAGCAGAUUCAAGAGAUGUUUGACGUGCCUCUGGUCAUUAUGUUGACGGAUGAUGAAAAGUAUCUUUACACACGACAGAAGAACGACGGCAGACAAGAGAAGGGCAAGGCAGUAGAGGACUUCCUGGACUUUGCGCACCAGAACAUCAAGGACAUAAUAGCGUUAGGCUUCGAUCCCAAGAAGACCUUCAUAUACACCGACUACGAGUAUGUGGGUGGCCACUUCUACUGGAACGUCUCCGAGUUCGAGUCGUUAGUCACACUGAGUCAAGCUACCGGUGCAUUCGGACACAAAGGAGAGACGAACAUUGGCAUGGUAGCAUAUGCUGCGAAGCAGUGUGUCGCUGCCUUCCCAUCCUCGUAUCCCGAGCUGUUCGGCUACGCAAACUACAGUCACAUCAACCCAGAUCCAAAAGGUUUGAGGCGACACAAGGCUCUUGCAGACAUCCCAUGUCUCAUUCCCUGCGCCAUCGACCAGGAACCAUACUUCCGAAUGGUGCGAGACAGAUGUCCUCGCAUGACACACCCACACCCAAAGACUACACUUAUCCUCUCCAAGUUCCUGACUGCUCUUCAAGGUCCUGGUGGCAAAAUGAGUGCCUCUGAUGCGAACUCCGCCAUCUUCAUGUCCGACACUGCCAACCAGAUCAAGAAGAAAAUCAACAGUCAUGCGUUCUCUGGUGGUCGGGAGACUCUUGAGGAGCAUCGCCAAUACGGUGGCAAUCCAGACAUCGACGUGGCCUACACCUACCUCUCCUACUUCCUCGAGGAUGACGCAGAGCUCGAAGACCUCGCCACGCGCUAUCGCAGCGGCGACCUCCUCACCGGUGACAUGAAGAAGCGCUGCAUCGAGGAGCUUCAAAAGUUCGUUACAUCUUUCCAGGAGAAGAGGAGUCAAGUGACGGACGAAGUCAUGCGCGAGUUCAUGAAACCACGAAAGCUCGAGUUCAAGGGUAACCCCAACCCAACGCAUCCCAUGAGCGAAGUCAAGAGCGAAGCCAACGGCCCUGCUGAGAAGGUCGUGCGCGAGGACGGGAAGCUCACGAAGGGUCAGAGAAAGGAGCAGAAGCUAGCUGAGAAGAAGCGAGAGAAGGAAGAGCAGAAAUUGGCGGAGAGGCCGAAGGCGGAAUCUGCCGAGGCAGCGUGA